GCAUUUCCAUUAUGAUCUAUAAAAAGCCCGUGCAGUAGAAUUUCUUCAUAUCUGCCUGUAGGACUCGCGACCUGAAUUUCUGCACGAGACAGGAAAGUACGCGGAAGCUCAGCAUGUUUGUCCCUCCCAGUCAUAUAGGGCUAUUAAACUUGUCAGCUUGCAGGUCAUGUCAACCACAUUCGCCGGGUUUGAAAGAAACGUUGAUCGCUGAUAUGGACGGACACACCGCUGGAGAACCCGUGGAUAUGAACGCAGUGGCUGUAGUGAGUCGUCGCGGAUGGAACGCCGUGGAAGCUCGGGACAGGACGGAGAUGAAGAAUCCCGCACAGACGGUGAUCGUUCACCACACGGCGCUCCGGUACUGCGCGCAUCCACCCGACAGCGUCUCUCAGCUCGCGCACAUCCAGCACAUGCACAUGCAAGAGAGGGGCUUCGACGAUAUCGGUUACAACUUUCUGAUCUCUGGAGACGGGAUGGUGUAUGAAGGGCGAGGAUGGGGGGUUGUAGGGGCCCACGCAAAGGAACACAACUUCAAUUCUGUUGGCAUCGCAUUCAUGGGCAACUUCAACGAUGAAUUGCCCAGUUCUGCAUCGCUGUCUGCUCUGCUGAGACUGCUGCACAUUGGAGUGCUUCACGGUUAUGUGCAACCCAAUUUUGUGCUUGUGGGACACAGAGACGUGGCAAAAACUGAGUGCCCGGGGAAAAAUGUAUAUGCUUUACUACCAAAACUAAGAGACCAAUUACAAAACCAGUGACCUCUUUUCUAUGCAUAAGUUGCAUUAAAUCCCUGCUGUGUGUGUAGCAAUGUGUGAAUGUGAAAAUGUAUGAUAGGUUUAUUUUUGCUCUAAAAUGUUACAUUUUACAGUCUUGUGUGCCUUGUUAAAAUCCCUUGUCAAAAUAUCCUAAAGUAAUACUAAUGGAUAGAUUUUUAUCAAAAUUUGGAACCAAUUCUGAAGGACAUAAUUAAGAGUCCAAUCAAACAAGAUCCUACUGG
Sinocyclocheilus grahami is the source of this 994-nucleotide messenger RNA. Its product is annotated as peptidoglycan-recognition protein SC2-like. The transcript is spliced from 4 exons. The coding region runs from base 114 to 755 and encodes 213 amino acids. Gene Ontology annotation, molecular function: zinc ion binding; N-acetylmuramoyl-L-alanine amidase activity. The record is from RefSeq and is a predicted model, not a curated record. Gene Ontology annotation, biological process: peptidoglycan catabolic process. Lineage: Eukaryota; Metazoa; Chordata; Actinopteri; Cypriniformes; Cyprinidae.